AUGCCUCAAAUUCGCACCCCGUUGACCGACCUGCUCAAGAUUGAUGCCCCCAUUCUCUCAGCACCCAUGGCGUUUGCCAGCACUGGAGUGCUAGCUAGCGCCGUAAGCAAGGCUGGCGCUUUCGGUUUCAUGGGAGCAGGUUUCUUCUCUUCGGCGGAGCUCAAGGAGAAUUUCGCAUUGAUGAGAAAAAAUCUCAACAUUGCCCCAGAUCAGCCGGUGCCAAUUGGCAUUGGUUGUAUUGGAUGGAUCCUCGACAUGACUGAAUCGUCGCCAGACCCACGCCUUCAUGCCAUUCUAGAAGAGAAGCCCGUUGCCCUCUGGUUAGCCUUCGGUGUCGAUCUGGGGAAAUAUGUUGCCCAAAUCCACGCGUUCGACGCAAAACGGGACCACAAGACUAUUAUUUUUGUAAUCGUCAACUCGGUUGAAGAUGCCGUUCGCGCUGCAAACGAGUGGAAGGUCGAUGUAAUCGUAGCACAAGGCAUAGAAGCAGGUGGCCAUGGAGGAUCAGAGGCGCCCCCGCUUUUCACCUUGCUACAGGCUAUCCUUGAUGCCCUUCCUAACGGUCCCCUCGUAGUUGCUGCAGGUGGUAUUUCAACCGGCAAACAAAUUUCCGCCCUUCUAACCAUGGGAGCGGCGGGCGUUGUACUUGGAACGCGCUUUUUGUUUACCGACGAGUGCAUCUACAGCCCAGCUAUGAAGGAAGUUAUCGUUGCCGCUGGAAACAACGCUACUGUUCGCACACUUGCAUUUGAUGAGGUCGGAAAGACGAACUACUGGCCCCCCAAGCACAACGGACGUGCAAUUGCGAAUGAUAUCAUGAAGGACGUUUCCGAAGGUCUCAGUCUUGAGCAACGAUUGGAGAGAUUUGAACAAAGUGCAGCUACUCAGGAUAAAAACCGAUUGAUCAUUUGGGCCGGUGUCGGUGUCGGACUCACUAACAAAAUCACCCCUGCAGGAGAUGUUGUUCGGGAAUUGAUCAAGGAAUCGUCAGAGAGUCUGAAAGCAGCAUCAAAACUGGUCGCUUUCUGA
Molecule: messenger RNA, 1029 nt
Organism: Psilocybe cubensis
Lineage: Eukaryota; Fungi; Basidiomycota; Agaricomycetes; Agaricales; Agrocybaceae
Exons: 5
Coding region: 1-1029 (342 amino acids)
Molecular function (GO): nitronate monooxygenase activity
Source: RefSeq, a predicted model, not a curated record